Molecule: messenger RNA, 1573 nt
Organism: Tarenaya hassleriana
Lineage: Eukaryota; Viridiplantae; Streptophyta; Magnoliopsida; Brassicales; Cleomaceae
Exons: 10
Coding region: 115-1458 (447 amino acids)
Molecular function (GO): protein binding
Source: RefSeq, a predicted model, not a curated record
CCGAUCCUAGGUUUUUUCCGCUUUGAUAUCUAAUUCUUCCCUGUUCGUGUUCUGGUCUGAGGUUCCUGGGUUCUGAAUCGUGCUCCAGGUUGUCUUGUACUUAUUUUCCUUAAAAUGUCCAAUUUCCAAGUGGACGACGAUGAGUACAUGGAAGACAUAGAUGAUGAUGUGGAAGAUAUUGAUGAUGAUAUGGAUGAGGAGUUCCGUGGUGACGAUAUGGGUGCGUCAGAUUCUGAUAUUGACGAAUAUGACUACUCGAAUAAUAAAAUAGCGGAUACAACUGCAGAGCAAGCUCGAAAAGGGAAAGACAUUCAGGGGAUUCCUUGGGAGAGGCUUAGUAUUACUAGGGAAAAGUACAGGCAAACUAGACUAGAACAGUACAAGAAUUAUGAAAAUGUACCUUAUUCGGCGGAAUCCUCAGGAAAAGAUUGCAAGGUCACUAACAAAGGGGGCCAUUUUUACGAGUUCUGGCGGAAUUCAAGAUCUGUUAAAUCAACUAUUCUUCACUUCCAGUUGAGGAAUUUGGUAUGGGCAACUUCGAAGCACGAUGUCUACCUUAUGUCACAUUUUCAAGUUAUGCAUUAUAAUUCUUUAUCAACUGCAAAAUCUGAAGUUCUCAAUGUCUCAGGUCAUGUUGCACCAUCUGAGAAACAUCCUGGAAGUUUGCUGGAAGGAUUUACACAGACUCAAGUUAGUACACUUGCAGUGAAAGAUAGAUUUCUUGUUGCCGGUGGAUUUCAAGGAGAAAUUAUUUGCAAGCAUCUUGAUAGACCCGGUGUCAGCUUUUGCUUGCGUACGACUUAUGAUGAUAAUGCUAUCACCAAUGCUGUUGAGAUAUAUUUCAAACCAAGUGGUGCACUUCAUUUUACUGCUUCAAAUAAUGACUGUGGAGUCAGAGACUUUGAUAUGGAGAAGUAUCAGAUUGUUAAGCAUUUUCGUUUUCCCUGGCCGGUGAAUCACACGUCUCUGAGCCCAGACGGUAAACUACUGACUAUCGUGGGAGACAACCCGGAGGGCCUUUUGGUAGACUCCAACACGGGAAAGACUGUAGCAACGUUAUCGGGACACACGGAUUUUUCCUUUGCCUCUGCAUGGCAUCCAGACGGUCUGACGGUCUCCACGGGAAACCAGGACAAGACCUGCAGGGUGUGGGAUGUGCGUAAGCUGUCAGAAUCCGUCGGUGUCCUGAGGGGCAACCUGGGAGCGAUCAGAUCCAUCCGCUAUACAUCGGAUGGAAAAUACAUGGCAAUGGCUGAGCCAGCGGACUUUGUGCACGUGUUUGAUGUGAGAAAUGGGUACGAGGGAGAGCAGGAGAUAGACUUCUUCGGGGAGAUAUCAGGAAUAUCGUUCAGCCCGGACACAGAGAAGCUAUUCGUUGGGGUAUGGGACCGUACAUAUGGUAGCCUGAUGGAGUACAGCCGGCGAAGGAACUACUCGUACCUUGAUUCAUUCCUUUGAGAACCCAGAACUUGGAAGAAAAACACCGUCCGAGGAAAGAAAAACAUACUCCAUUUUCACUCUGAAGAAACGCGAUUUCUCGUAGGUGUGGUGAAUGAGAAGCCAACCAGAAUUG